AAAAAAAUAAACAAAUGUCGGACCAGCUGAUUGUCCUGCCAAAAUUUAAAAGAUUUUUGGCAAAAAAGUGUUAUUGUGCACUUUUACUGAUUGUCCUAACUCCGAGCAUUUCUUACAUAAUGAGUUCGAGUGAAAAAUUAACAACUGUGAGUUUUGAAGUGUUUGGAACAGUGCAAGGAGUGUUUUUUAGAAAGUACACAGAACAGGAAGCUAAAAGAUUGGGACUUCGGGGUUGGUGUAUGAAUACUAACCAAAAGACUGUAAAAGGAGUUUUAGAAGGAAACCCUAAUAAAAUUGCUGACAUGAAAAAUUGGCUACAAACGACUGGAAGUCCCGAGUCAAGAAUCGACAAAGCAGUUUUCACUGAUGAACGUAAUAUUGAAAAAUUUAGUUUUAAAUCAUUCACUAUCAAGCGCUAGUCUUAUAUCUGUAUUUGUUUAUAUAACAAAAAACAAUAAAUUACAGUAUUAUUGAA
Messenger RNA from Ceutorhynchus assimilis (cabbage seed weevil), 475 nucleotides. Lineage: Eukaryota; Metazoa; Arthropoda; Insecta; Coleoptera; Curculionidae. The record is from the annotation of a GenBank genome assembly.